GGGGUUUUUUUUCCCCCCCUUUUUAGCAAUACAUGCUUGAAAACUAUCAGGCCCUAUUAGGGAUUAGAAAAAUCUUUGGCUGGGUGAGUGAGCAGAUCAAGCCCUUGAAAACAAAAAAAAAAAAGCAGGAACCCGGCUAGUUUCUCCUGCAGAAAAGCAUCGCCAGCUGAAGUGCAGUGAGCCCCUUCGCAGCCAAAGCUUUAGGAUGGGAGCGAAGAGCCCGCUGCACCAGGGGGAAGGGGAAGACAACGAGGCGACCGCCCGGGCCGCCACCAACAAUCGGCGAGCCAGACCACGCUACAGGAAGCCGUAGCCUCCGGUGAUAAAUAGGAGACCCGGGAACACAGGAUGCACGUAGGGCGAGCUCGGCGGGACGAGGGGAUGUGAGCUGGAGGCUGACGAGUCCCUCCAUCCUCCCCUCCGUCCGUGCAGCCGGCGGGAUGGCCAUCGCCCAGCUGCUGCUGCUGCUGCUCUUGCUGGCUCGGGGGUCCGGUGGGGAGGACGCCGAUGUGGUCUGCGCCGGCACCGCCUGCUACACCCUGCACCGGGCCGAGCUGGGCUGGAGCGCCGCCCAGGAACGCUGCCGGCACAACGGCGGCAACCUGGCUCCGGUACGCAGCCCCAACGAGGCCCGGCGGUUGCGGGAGCUGAUGGCGGCGGCCGGCUGGCCGGGCCCGGCCUGGAUCGGGCUGUCUCUAUCACGGGGCCAGUGCAUCCAGCCGCAGGAACCUCUGAGGGGCUUCACCUGGGCGGCUGGCGGGGAGCCCGGUAACUACUCGGCCUGGCUGUCCGAGCCCGCCGUCACCUGCGUCAUCUCCCGCUGCGUCAGCUUGCGGCCGGCUGGGCCCUCCGGCACCGCCGGCUGGGCUGACCGUCCCUGCCGGGCCCUGCUGACCGCCUUCCUCUGCAAGUUCAGCUUUCGGGGGAUGUGCGGACCCCUGCCGCUGGCCGGGCCCGGCCGGGUCAGCUACACCACCCCCUUCGGGGUGCGCAGCUCCCGGCUGGCGGCUGCCCCCUUCGGCACGCUCGCGGAGGCCGACUGCGAGGGGGGCGGGGGCCAGGCCUUCGCCGUCUGCAAGGGGCCGCUGGAGGGGGGCAGCUUCGCCUGGCACCCCCCCGGACCCCUCUGCCCCACCGCCUGCGCCCACCGCAACGGCGGCUGCCAGCAUCGCUGCCUGGAGGCACCGGGGGAGACUCCGCGCUGCGCCUGCCAUCCCGGCUACAUCCUAGCGCCUGACAUGGCCUCCUGCUUGCCCGAGGACGCCUGCCACCCCAACCCCUGCCAGGGGACCUGCCGGAUGCUGCCCAGCGGCUUCGAGUGCGGCUGCGAGGCCGGCUACGCCCUGGCGCCCGACGGCCACCGCUGCCUGGACGUGGAUGAGUGCCGGGACAGGCCCUGCCAGCACGAGUGCCACAACACGGCUGGCAGCUUCUUCUGCCUCUGCCGGCCCGGCUACCAGCUGAUGGGGCCGGGCAGCCACCACUGCCUCGACGAGGAUGAGUGUGCCUCGCCCGGUGUCUGCCCCCAGCUCUGCCUCAACGUCCCCGGCUCCUUCCACUGCGCCUGCCGGCCCGGCUACCAGCGCCAGCCCGGCAGUGGCAAUGCCUGCCUGGACGUGGACGAGUGCCUGCGGGACCCCUGCCCUGGGCCCUGCCGCAAUCUGCCCGGCAGCUUCGAGUGCCUCUGCCCGCCCGGCUUCCUCCCGGAGGAGGAUGGACACGGCUGCCGCGCCACACCCACCGCUGGAGAGCAGCCCGCGGGGGCCCCCAACAGCACCCUGCGGACCACGGGCAUCCCGCAGACCACGGGCGCCCUGCGGACCAUGGGCAUCCUCCAGACCACGGGUGCCCCAUGGACCACAGGCAUCCACCAGACCCUGGGCAUCCCCGUCAGGGCAACGCCACCAGCCCCCACAGCGGUAGGGUCGGCACCCGGCCCCGAGCACAGCACCGACGGCCCCAGGCUGCUCCUCUACUACAUCCUGGGCAGCCUGGUAGCCAUUCUGCUGCUGCUGGCCUUUGCCCUGGCCCUGCUGGCCUGCAGGAGGAGGGCGGCCAAGCGGGAGAAGCAGCCGGCCAAAAGUGCAGCGGACAACUACUGCUGGGUGCCUGAGCAGCCGGAGAGCCGCGGGGCAGGCGGCGAGCGCAGCAGCAGAGAGCUUUUCCGGGGGAGCAGACACCGUAAGGUUAGUGGAGCUGUAUCAUCCCUGCAGCUCCCUAGACCUGUGCGGGAGCCUGCGCGAUUGCCCUGGGUUUGGAGCAGUGAGACAGCGAUGCUUCCCCCAAGGCAUCAAGCCCCGGAAGGGCGAGACCUUGACCCAGAAGGUGCACAGCAUGGGGAAAUCUGUGCGACCCAGCCUUGUAGGCAAGGGGCCAAGGCAGAGAAUAUACGGUAAAAAGGUAUGAAAAACUAUGUUUAGAAAAGCCACCUACCCGUUUCUGGUGUAUUCAGUUUAAAACCACUUGCAAAAUACAGAAAACAAUGCUCUCCUUCAAAUGCAGCUGCAUGAGAGACCAGACUUUUCCUGUUGGAUCAUACUUUUGGGGCUGGACCCCUUCCCAACUGCUGGGGGUCCAGGCUGAAUGCAUUUUCCAUUCCUCCCCCUGUAAAGAAUACACUGGAUGUUGUAUAUUUGCUAAUUAUUAUGUAUAAAACUUUUAACCCCGCUUCAAAGCAAAUGCUUUCUCAGGGCAAAUUGUUACCCAGUCUUCCCCAGGUACCUAACUUCAGAGAGCUGCUUAUACUCGGCCACUCCUGACAAUGAAGCCUCUCUGAGCUGUUUCAGUGGGAAUCCUCCCCCAAAAACUGAGGGGCACAGGGGCCAUUCCUGCUUCCCAUCAAGCAGUGCCAGCUUCAUUAUUUAUCCAUGCUCUCCAAGGUAAAAAGGUGCUAGAAAAGAACAGGCAUGUGAUUUGAAUGGCACAUAAGUUUCCUGAAGUUUCUGCUGGUUUUAUUGUAUACUUGAGGCUUAAUUGCUACAGAAAUGGGAACUGAACACAAAGGAGUUUGCUGUAGGCAGCGACCUGCAUCCUGUUCUUCCAUGUCUGGAGGAAAACCCUUUCCUGCUGUUUUUUUUGUCUUCAUUUCUCCAUUGUAAAAUUAAAAAAAAAAACAACAAAACCAAACAAAACAACACAAGCCGAUGUAGCUGAUAGAAGUGUUUUUACUGUUCUGUCCAUGCUUCCUUUUCUCCGCACAGUGGCUGGGAGAAGCAGUGAAUGCAGCAGCGGCAUUCUUGGAAGUCCCGCAGAAAAUUCAUACCCUGUCUGUGUUAUGACAAGCCAGCAAAGCACUCUGAAUAUAUGAAUAAAUUAAGCAAACGAAUAAUCCUACUGAAAUCAGUGGGACAACCUACAUACAUAAAAUUAUGCCUGCGCUGUCAGGCUAUGCCGACUCGGGGUCUGUAUAGGGAAAAGCCAGUCACGGCGACGUGCCUUGCAUUGCAGGGACUACUUGGUUUGCUUUAUCAAAAGCAGAGGCAUUUUCCACACAUUAACGUCUCAGGAGUGGUUCUGCCUUAUUCUUCAGUUAAGGUAUCAAUAAAUCCUUGUAUAUAACGCUUAUUCCACUAUGAAAAAGGGAAAAGGAAGCAUAAGCGUGGGCUCAGAGCUGGUACAAAUCUGAGAGGUGUUAUUUAUUCCAGAAAUUCCUCAGUAAAACCUAUAAUCCUGAUCUCUGUUACGACCUUUGUAUAUUCCAGUAUGCGUAGUAUAUUACCAAUGGAGUGUGGUAGUGGGUCCAGCCUGGGGAAGACACUAAUUUGUGUCUAGGUUUAGUUUGGGUUCUCUCUGGUGGAAUAUUUCCUGAUGUAGCAUCCUUCACACUGGUGCAAUUACACCUGGAUAAUCUCAUGUCUCCCUUUCUUCCUGCCACGAACCCAGCAGGACCAUUUUGAUCUGCAUCCUUGUUAGGGAGUUAUCUAGGGCCCGGUGAAUCCCAUGGGCUAAAGCAAACAGGAAUGGGACCAGAUAGUUCGGUACCCCCGUCUUACAGUCAGAGGAGACGGGAUGUUCAUCCUGGCCCAAGGGGGUUUUACCACAGUGCCCAGGGCAGCUACCUCUGCUCCCCGUUCCUGCCGUAUCAAUGAGGUGCCAUUAUAAGCAAGACCUAUAACUGUCCUGCUGUCACCAUGGCAGGACGGGCUAGCUGACAUGUCUGAAAUGCUUUGUACAUAUCAACUGGUUUGUAAUGAGGUAAGUGUUAUAUUUUUACGGUCCAGAAUUAAGACACGCCUCAUCCUUUGCGGAAAUGGCACAUCAGGACUGGAUUUUACUUUGUCAUAUGCACGGCAAUGGCACAGCACCACAGCCUUGCAGUUACCUUCGACUAAAAGAAUAAGGUUAUCCCACAUGUUGAAUAACACUGUAUGUUGCUUUUCUGAUGAAACACCAAUAAAAUAUAAACAGAAUGCAUCUUCAGUGGUUUUUAAUAAACAUAUACGAUAUCAAAACCUA
Messenger RNA from Harpia harpyja (harpy eagle), 4455 nucleotides. It is a transcript of the gene CD93, whose product is annotated as CD93 molecule. Gene Ontology annotation, cellular component: extracellular matrix; external side of plasma membrane. Lineage: Eukaryota; Metazoa; Chordata; Aves; Accipitriformes; Accipitridae. The coding region runs from base 441 to 2396 and encodes 651 amino acids. Gene Ontology annotation, molecular function: extracellular matrix binding; extracellular matrix protein binding; calcium ion binding. The transcript is spliced from 2 exons. The record is from RefSeq and is a predicted model, not a curated record. Gene Ontology annotation, biological process: cell migration.